CUUAGAGCCUGGAGUUAUUCGAAAUAAUACAACAGAGUCUUCCUUCUACAAGGCUGUGCAGUGUCGUGUAUACAGAUAAUCUCGCUCUUACCAUCUGAGAAAAUGAAUGUCAGCUACGCUUCGAAGGCGGCCAUAAUUUUCUUCUUCCUGGCGCUAUUUGCCUUGGUUUCAGCUAAGAAAUCAGGCGAUGUAACUGAGUUACAGAUCGGCGUAAAGCAUAAGCCCAAAUCUUGUGAAAUCCAGGCUCAUAAGGGAGACAGAAUCAAAGUACAUUAUCGAGGUAAACUCACAGAUGGAACUGUUUUUGAUUCAAGCUUUGAAAGGGGUGAUCCAAUUGAAUUUGAGCUUGGUAGUGGACAAGUUAUCAAAGGAUGGGACCAAGGACUAUUAGGAAUGUGUGUAGGUGAGAAACGGAAGUUGAAAAUACCGGCAAAACUUGGUUAUGGGGAGCAGGGUUCCCCACCAAAGAUUCCAGGUGGAGCGACACUGAUAUUUGACACUGAGCUUGUAGCAGUGAAUGGAAAACCAUCGAGUGGAGGGGAAUCGAGUGACAGCGAGCUAUAGUCAUGAAGAUAGAGCAUGGUUCUUGUCCUUUUUACUUGUUACAGUUUUCGCUGGUCACUUUUGCUGGUCAGUAAAAAAUUGUUUUAGAUGCUAAAAAACCAGACAAUAGUUGAAUGUUGCAUUUUGAGGUAUCAGAUGCUUCUUCUAGCAACAUAAACUAGGCUGUUGUUUGUUUAAUCAGAAUCUUUAUGGAGUUAUGCUGUUGAGAAUUGAAACAGUGCAUUUAGCAAUUUGUACUUGGUUGCCAUCUUAAAAAAUGCUAGGAGAAGAUGCUGAUACAACUGCCUGAACUUGAAUAAAUAAAGAUUGAUUAUUAUUAUUUA
Jatropha curcas is the source of this 887-nucleotide messenger RNA. RefSeq names its product peptidyl-prolyl cis-trans isomerase FKBP15-1. Gene Ontology annotation, molecular function: peptidyl-prolyl cis-trans isomerase activity. Gene Ontology annotation, biological process: protein peptidyl-prolyl isomerization. The record is from RefSeq and is a predicted model, not a curated record. Gene Ontology annotation, cellular component: endoplasmic reticulum. Lineage: Eukaryota; Viridiplantae; Streptophyta; Magnoliopsida; Malpighiales; Euphorbiaceae.